This is a messenger RNA of Alternaria alternata, 579 nucleotides long. RefSeq lists its product as hypothetical. The record is from RefSeq and is a predicted model, not a curated record. The transcript has a single exon. NCBI's taxonomy places the organism in Eukaryota, Fungi, Ascomycota, Dothideomycetes, Pleosporales, Pleosporaceae. Bases 92 to 439 code for a protein of 115 amino acids.
UAUCCAGUCGUCAUGGAAGAUGUCAUCCUUGUAUCUUAGCUACUAUCCGGUGCUGUAAAGGUUGCAACAUCUCUGUAUAUUGUAGUCUCAUAUGCACAUGUAUACACCAACAAGCCUCACACCACUACUCUUUGUCAUGCUUGGUGUCCAACUGAAACACCAUAUGACGCCAUCACCAAUUUUCGGAGCUUGGUAUUCAAGCCAUUUGGUAUAUAACAUUAUAUGUAUGUAUGCGUUGUCAUCAACGGCAAAAGAAAAUAUCAACUGUCGACUGCCGACAUACCCGUCGUGCCCCUGGCGACGGUUUUUGCUUGUUCACGAUUUUUUGGUAGCGCAACGGUGGCGGACGGAGGGAUAUAGAGGAAGAAGGAAACCUGUGAUCGAAGUGAGUUUGGAAAGGUGGUUGGUUCGACGCAUGCAUGUGUUCGUUGUCAUCUGAUCAAUUGGGAAUCCGCGGCCGAGAUAUGAGCGGUGACCCUUUGGUGGUAACGAAGUUGCGGUGAAAAAUAAAUGCGGCGUUGCUUUGGACGUCUUGUCGAACGCCGCUGUAUUGAACAACGAAAAGCUAUCAUACCUUUC